CCAGCUCCUAAUGUCCGCACUUUGGAAGGGUUCAAAUUUUCCUGUUGGGCCAAAGGAUCUCCUCCAAUAUACACUGCAUUGAUAAAGGCAAACACAGUGUUAGUUAACACAUCAGAAACAGCAAGUAUCCAGUUAGAUCAAGAAGGAAACUACAGCUGCGUGGCGACAAGUGAUCAAGGAAAGGACACAAAGGAGUUUUCAGUUUCUUUUACAGGUUGGAAUUCUAAAAUCUGUACUCCUACCCAAUAAAUGAUGAAUGACACUAAAAUUUCGCGGGCCAAUUUAAUUUCUCUCAUUGGGAUGCCAAAAUUUGGUGAAACCUACAAUGUCCACAAUUUAUCACACACAUGGCCAAAAACAACUAAUAAUAGAAAUAAAAUAAAUAGAUAAAUAAUAAUAUACGACUUAACGUUUUUUAAAUCACUAUAUUAUUAAUGUAUGUACCUCUGAUGGACUUCAUUUUCCUCUUUACUAAUAAUGGAUUAUGUAGUUCGGAGUACAGUAAAUCUUUGACAUUUCUAGCUUUUAUUCCCUGAAAGAGUGUUAUGUCAUGGUGUAUGCCGGAUUGAUCAUUCUUUCUAUUCAGAUUGUGGGCCAGAUUGCAGAUGUUACUCGAGCUAUAUUUACGGAAACUACAUUACCUGCAAGAGUUUUUCAUACUUAAGCCAAUGUGCCCCAGUGAUUACUGAAACAUUGUAAGGUGCCAAUCAUUCUUAUAUUAGUGACAAGUUUAAUCUGUUUGCUUGUGGUACGUUUGUUUUACUUUGUUCCAGUUAGAAUAGUAAUAUAUUUUUUUUUUCCUUUAGAAAACAAAGAGUUUGAAACUAAGAACGAAUGGAUUACGUUAAUGUAAAAAAUAAAGCCAUGGGAUAGCAACUCUUUUUUGUAAUUCACCAUUUGCGUAUCUCUUAUAAUAAACCUUGUUUGGCCCCGAAAAUUGUACAUAGAUAUUGCCCUCAAUUCCCCUGAGACGGCUGAAAUACCCAUGAGAAUUUAAAGGCCCAUUGCCAACCUUGAUGCAACGCUGUCCUUUUUUCGUUUUGUUUUGAAAUAGCGCUUUUGUAAACAGCGUGCUCUGAUUGCUCAACAGUUUUUCCAGCCUUUUUCGCAAAAAGACAAAAAUAGUCGGAGCUAGUCAGCUGUGGUCGCGUCGGCGUUGUGAUUUUCCCCAUCAAAUGGUUGCACACUACGCUCCGGAGAUACCAGACUACCAAAAGGUCAAAAGAUGACUGGUUUGCCUCGUACUUUCUUGUCGUUCACAAGUAACUGAAGUGGGUAUGACCUCAUUUGGCGUCCCACAGGGGUCUGUGUUUGGUCCUCCGUUAUUCUUAAUCUAUAUUAACGAUAUUGACAACUCUUCAGCGAAAUUCUCAUUCUAUCUAUUUGCUGAUGACACGAACUUGUUGAAUGCUGACACUAAUUUGAAAUCUCUUUAAAAAACCAUCAAUAGCAACUAGACUGGUUCCAUGCAAAUAAGUUAACGCUCAAUGCUAAAAAGUCAAACUAAGUUAUCUUUCGUCCAUAUGAACGUAAGUUGAACUACUCGGUUAACAUUGAAAUGAUUGAUAAGUGUACUCAAAAUGCUACUACCCUUGAGUGCAACAGACCAUGUUAAAUAUCUUGGCGUCCUAUUAGACAGCAAUUUAAGCUGGAAAUUUCAUAUUAAUAAUGUGGCAUUAAAAGUAAGCAGAACUGUUGGUGUUGUUGCCCGUCUUAGGCGCUUCUUCCCAGAUAUUAACCUUUUAAAUAUUUAUCAAUCAUUGAUAUUGCCUUAUCUGACAUAUGGUUUGGCGGCCUGGGGUCAAGCUGCCAAACUGCCCAUUUACAAAACAUUCUCGUGCUUCAAAAAUGAGUCCUUCGUUUGAGGUAUAUUUCUCAAACCCAGACGACAUGCAUUACCUUUAUUUAUUUGCUCAAAAAUUCUACCCUUACAAAUAUUAUAUGCUGAAAAAGGAUCUUCUAUAAUGUUUGACGUCUCCUGCUUAAAUGCUCUGUCUAACAUCUGUGAUUUCUUUACUCAAGCUAAUUCAAAGCACAAGCAUGAGACCAGGUUUUCUUCGUCCGGAAGUUAUGUCCAAUCUUCAAGACUGAAUCAAAAUCGAGGUUCUUUUUCCAAGUUUGGAGCUAAACCUUGGAACACGAUUUCCAACAAAUUUCGUCAACUCUCCCAAGGAGCUUCUAAAAAAGUAUUUUCGUGACUUAUUACUCUCGAUAAUGGAAGCAGAGGAUGAUUUUGUUGAAGUGCCCAUUCUGCUGCAAAAUAUCGCAAAUUCUGCUGCCACGACAUAAUGCUCUCAGUAACAAUUAAUAGCUUCUUUUAGUAGUAAAUGUCAGGGGCACCCAACGACAAUUUUCGGAAAAUAUAUAUCUGUUCGGAAGACGAUUUGAGAUCUAGAAUUUUCGGAACAUUUUUUCCAAAAUUUCUUGCCUGUCUGCCUCUCCUAGGAUUUUCGAACAUCUAAAAAAUGGUAUAAUUUCCCAUUUUUAACGGAUUUAUACCCUAAAAAGGUCGCCUACAAUUUUCGGGAGCCUUUUUUCUGGCUGAAAUUUUCGAAUAGGUAAGUUUUGAUCCCUGUAAUUUUUCGAAUCACUAGCUUUUCAGCUAGGAAAUCCGAACAGAUGAAAUAGGGGAUAAAAAUAUGCUUAUAUCUACCGUUUUAAUACUAAAAUACGUUUGACAAUGCUAUGUUUAAGUGGUUUUGAACCAUAUUCUUGUUGUACUAAUUUCGUUGUAAAAGACAUUAUAUCUCUCUUGUGUUAAAAUUAAGUCAUAAUGUUUUUCUUUUCUUUUCUUUUCUUUUCAGUACUCUUAGGUGGACAGAAAUUUCAGUUAUACCAAACAGAACGUUUAGCCGCAUGACAAAUCUGAAAACGCUGUGAGUAUAAUGCUACCACUUUUUUCAACAACACGCUUUCAGUGGGAGGUGAAGAGAUACUAACUAUCCCCGAGUAAUCACCCCCUUUUGGCUUUCUUUUAAUUUCACUUCAUUUAUUAAGCUUCAAUAGCUGGCUCUUUCCCUUUUGUAGAAACUUAUACGAGAACAAAAUAAACGGACUGACAUUUGAUGUGUUUAGCAAGCUGACAAGUCUAAUUGACCUGUAAGUAACUAGAUUGCACAUUUUUCCCUAACCAAGGUAGAGAUGAGUCCUUGCUGUCGACGUAAGGAUAAGAAUAAUUAGUAAAAAUAAAAAAUGUCCGAAGAAAAAGCACGAACUAUAAAAUAAAAAAAAAACAUACACGGAUUCAUAAGAAAUAGAUUACUUUAUGGUAUAGACAUAUUCAACAAGGCUGAAGAGUGUGAUUUUACAACUUUUUUCCACUUUCAUCAGCAUAACACCAUCUUCGGAGUCAGAUUCGAUGAUUCCUUCAAAGGAAUCAUUGUCGCAUAAAUUGCUUUAUGACUUGAUGCACAUAUUUUGUUAUAGUGAUCUGUCGGGGAACAAGAUAGCUGAGCUACCGGGCAGUGUGUUUUCCAAGUUGGCCAAACUGACUAACCUGUGAGUAUGUGUUUACGCACCUAAAUACAUAUCGUUUUUCUUUAUUUAAUAGAAUAGCUAUAGAAUAGCUACAAAUGUGCUUCAAAAAGAACAGCAAUGUGAUUCGUCAUGGUUUUCUGUAAUUCUGUAAGUGAGUUUGUAAGACUUCGUUUUAGGGAAUUAAACUCUGGUUUAAUAAACAAACCUUGUUAUGUAUGACUCAUCCUUAGAUAUUGUUUCAGAGUUCAAGGAACUUGGCUUACUUGUGAGUCAUAACCUCUCCUGCAAUUCCCACGUUUCCAAAGCAAACAGAAUGUUGGGUUUAAUCUCGCGUACAUAAAAGUCUAUUUGAUGUACCUACAUUGUGUAGAAGAGAGCCGCAAAAAGUUAAUUUUAAAAUCUGACGGUAAUUACGAAUCUCGUUUGAAGGAGCUUAAUCUUGUGUCUCUUGAGAAAGACGCUUUAUAGCUGAUGUCACUUUUUUGUAUAAAGUUUUAAAUGGUUAUUUUAAUGCAGAUUUUAGUAGUUUUCUAACUCAAGCGGUUUAAGGCCUGGGUCAAAGCCUGUGUUCUGAGCAUAUGAAUGAUUGGCAGUAUCUCUCGCUAGAAGACCUAGAAAAGAAAGAAUCCUUCCCCAAAAGUAUAUCAUGAGGUUUUCUUGUUUAAUUAUGGUCACGUGACAUGUCACGUGACCAAAGCUUGAAAAUGAAGGACUUUGGCGAAUUUGUGGGGAAUUUACAUUGUUUGGAUAAACAAAUUGGCUUUUCUGAAAGAGGAUAAACAUACCCAACUUUCUACGUUUGGAAUGAAUGUACGCGAAGUUUGAAAUUAAAGUGUUAAAUAAUUGAAGAUUAAUUAAGGCAUUUAAAAUGAUGGUUUUCCUUCUAAUUUUGCAAUGUGCAAUGGAUGGUCUUUCAAACGUGAAGUGAAGAUUAAAUUUGGGCAUUUAAAAUGAUGGUUUUUCUUCUAGUUUUUUAUUGAAGUGCAAUGGAUGUUCAUUCCAAACGUGAAGUCAAUAAUGUACGAUUUUUAGCUAAAUGGUCGCGUGACAUAUUGCUCGACUUAUUAACACAAUAUUUAUACUUUAAAAUGUUGAGGACGAUGAGUUCUUUAUGUGUGCCAAAUUUUGAUUCAGCGCCAUCAUCUAUGCCAAAGUUAUAGCCAAUAAUUUAUUUUGCCAAGGUAAACCCCUUAGUCCCGGGCCUUUAACUACUUAAAAAAUUUUUAUUGUCGAGACGAUCGUCAUACCUUUCGGAUUUUUGACUGCUUAAAACUAAGGAAAAACUUUGCUAGGACUACCAGUUUUAAAAACUCAUACUUUAACAGAAUUGUGGAUAGCCGGAACUGUCUACCUCGUGUAGUUCGCUUUAGUCAUGAUUUACACUCAUUUAGGGGCGGUGUUGAGGGGUUUUUGGGCCGGCCUGGUGAUCUUUAGUCUGUAAGUGGAACUGCAGGGUGUAGAUGAUUUGUCACACUGCGCUUUUUUGUUUUGCAUUUUUAUUGUAUUUAGGACAUGUGUACGGAAAUGCAUCUUGUAUGGGGUCUCUGGCUCUUUUGCGCAACUCCAAUGGCUCUCUUCAGUUUUUGUUUGUUUGUUUUUUUUAAAUAAUAUUAUUGUCAUUAUUAUUAUUAUUAUUAUUAUUAUUAUUAUAGAAUUUUGAACUUUUAUCAUUAAUUAUAUCUAUUUCCUCUUCUUUUAUGUAAGGUUAAGUUACUUGUAUUUUUUAGAAUUUGUAAAUGAAUAGUUUUUUCUUUCUUCACUUAUAAUAUAUAGGAUUGUUUUUGUUCUCUAAUGAAGGAAUUGUUUUUAAUUUGUAAACAAUACGAUAUAGUUUAAAAUUGUAAAUAUUACUUAUUGUUCUGAUACUUACAUUAAGAUUGGUUGUUAUUAUUAUUAUUAUUAUUAUUACUAUUAUUAUAAAAAAUGAAUUCUUUAUAAAAAUCUUAUAAAAACUACACACAAAACUUCUGUAAAAUAUUCAGUGAGGUAAGUGGGAUUCGAAUUCGUUUUAGUCGAAUUCAAACAUACAGAAUUUUUUACUUCUUACGGAGAUUGUUUGCUUAACACCAAACUUUAAGUUCCUAGUGUUGGAUUUUCAGUAGCAGGUCUAGAUCACACGAAAUUCGGCUUUUAUCAAUUUCAAAGUUUUUUGUUUAUUGUUGUCAUAGUAAUAUCAAUUGUACUUAAAACUACAUUUUCACAAAUUUCAAUCCAUAGCCAAUUACUGGUGAAAAUUUUAUAGCGAUCAGACAAGGAGAAAAUCACUUUUAAGGCCAUUGAAAAAUAUCGGUAUGGCCUCUCAAAAGCUGUAUCGAAACACCUUAAUCAAUGGCCAUUGACAUGGGCAUUGCAUUGGCCAUUGGCCAUAUCAUAUACUGUAUAAACUGUCUGAAUUCGAUUGAAAUACUGCCAAAUUCACCGCUGAUAUUACUUAAAUUAGUAGUUUCCAAUGGAAAGUUAAGUGCUGCGAGUAAAGCACGACAUUUCAAAUUAAAUAGUUUGAACCAGUUGCAAUUUAUUUACUACCAAGGGGAGAACAAACCUUGUCAGACGUUCCAGAAAAGCUCUUAAUAACUAAAGCAAUUUAUUAACUAGAGUUAUUCAUUGAUUACGGAUCCGCGUUCGUCACUUACGGAAAAAUUACGGAAACGAAUUAAGAGGCAGUCUGCCUAAAAGCGGUCCACUCGAUUUCGCGACAAAAAAUACUUUUGCUUUAUUUUUUGUCAGUGAAGAGGCUUUAGUAGGUGUAUACUAAAAUCGCUAUUUUUGUGUUCAAAUUCUUAUUCUUAGCUCUGCUACAAGCCAAAAACGAAUUGAGUCCGUCUCGGCUUCUCAGAGAGUGUUUCGAAGACUAAAAUUGAUGGAUUUUGAAAAGCGCGUUGCAAACAACCGAAUGCCCGCACAAAAAAUCUGUUCGAUUCAGUUUUUUUAGUUAACCUUCGAUAGUUCACAGGCUAAAUAAAAAUAUCUUUGAUCAAAACGUGUUCAAGUUACAGUGGUUCAAAGAAUACCUAUUUUGCAGGCUUGAUCGAAACCUUGAAAGUAAGGAAGAUUUGAGGCAAAAUAUCUCAAAAGUUGCGGCCUAAAUCUGGUUUAAAAAUCAUAUCAAAGUAAAGUUUUAAGCUUAUUUUUUUGGUUUAUAGGCUCAGACUUGCGGGUAUCUUCUGGGAUUGCAACCAACAGUAGAUUAUAAUCUGCCAUUUUGCGUAUUUGCAUAAUUACAGGCCGUGUCAGAUGUCAUGAUUGUACAGGUUAAAAGUUCCAUAAAACUGCCUCUUUUGACACUUGAAUUCGUCUCCGGCCUCUAAAAAAAAGUAAUUAAGCUUCUUUAAGUACUUUUGAAUCGAAAGAGAUAUACUAACAGGGAUGGUCAUGCAUGUUACUGAUUACCACGAUCAACUGGCGGGCGCCAUCGUCUUGUAACUACCUGCACGGAACAGUAAACAAUGUUUUUAAUAGAAUUCUCUAGAUCAGAAGUUGAUCCAAGCUCUCUAAGGAAUAAAAAUAAAUAUCACUACCCCGGGAUACAAAACAUGUACAAGAAAGGCAACGUAGAAUUUUAAGUUCUUUCCGCAAUUUCAGAGUGAAUUUCACCGCCGUGCAUAUAAAAGUCCAUAAAUUAUUGUAAUAAUCAGGCUGUUUAAAAGCGUUUGACGCACAACAAAAACAAUUAGUCAUUUACCGUUUUAUCUGUUCUCGGUAAAUAAGACGCUUACCUUUACUUUAGAUUCUUGAUGGAAGAAGUCUAUCCAGGCAGCUGAAGUUAGGCAGUUUCGUUUCAAAAUCAAAUCACAGCGUGAUAGUGUCACGUAAUGUUAUGGUCACGUGGCUACGUAACCCGUCGUGCUCCAAAAUCUUUGUGAUAAACGAACUUUCUGCUUCUCUCCCGAAAAAAAAAGCCCUAAUUGAAUGAGUUUUUCCUCAUUAAGUUGCACAAAAUGCGUAUCACACCAAGGAAUUUGUAUUGGUAAUGAAUCAUUAUUUUCACGGCAUGGACUCCGCCCUUCCAUAUUUUCAGGCCCGGCCCGCAUAGGAGAGGUGAGGGUGGGGGACGGUGGCAUACCAAUAUACCCGCUUUUGUCCUUAUAAGAUACCAAUAUAGCUAAAGAUUUGUAAAACGUUUGAUACCGAAUGCCUGAAAUUACCUUGAAAAAGAAUACUAUAUACCUAAAUAAGGUAUUUCAGGACUGAGACAGACCGUCCAACCCGGCUUUUUUAUUUAUCCCAGAAUCUAGUAUCAGCGUCCAAAGACAAGGAGCGAGCCGGUAUGGGCGGGUUAAGGCGGCAUGCUCCCCCAGAGACGCCAUUUCUAUAGUGUUAUUAGCCUGCGUAGCAGGCCCUUGAAAGUAGUGGACGCAAGAAAGAACGGGUGUCUCCGCGUGUCUCUCUCGCGCGCCCGUUCCUUUUUGCACCCACUACCUUCAAGGGCCUGCUACGCAGGCUAUGUGUUCUGACAAGGUCCUGCCUUUGUUUACAAUGCUCAUACAGUGCCCACUGCGCCUGUCCUCAACUCUAACGACUCAAGGAAACUGUAAAGCUUCCGAAGGUAUAUUAUCCUUAAAGCUCGCAUUUGGACCCGCUCUAUUGUACUAGGCAGAUGGGCAGGAAGGGCGUUAUAUCAAGCCACGCAACAUUGUACUCUAGGACGGAACGUAAGACAGCGACGCAGAUAGCCGCAAGGUCCAUUGCACCAAUUUCCUGGGCAACUCCCCCCCUGCCUAGACCCUUGUGCGAACGAACUGUUUUGAGUCUGGACCUUGUCAACCUGUGAUUAAAAAUCAUUUAUCUAUUUAUUUUAUUUGGCACUAAAAUUCCGUAAACCUGAACAAAAUUGAGCCCAGAUACCUGAAAACCCAAAACCCCCGGCCAGACCUAUCUCCUUUAGAACGUCAAAAUCACGUAACCCGGAUGUCAACAAGACGUCACAUUAAAAUACUCUACAUGGAAACUACAAGACUCCCUGUAGCUGCAUUUUUAAAGACUAUUACAUCCGUUCUUUGGAAACGUUUUUGUCGUACUAACUAUUUUGGCCUCUUAUAUGGGACAUUCUAAGUUGACAGCAUAAGGGAUUAGAGACCAGGUAGCACAGGCCACCCCACCAGGUUCCUAAUCUCAAUUGUUGCACAUGCGAUUUCACUCUUCUAGCAACAAACUUGAAAAACAGGAAUCAAAUUUUGCUCUAAAAAUUAUGCUUUGCCAAGCCCGAGAAAUGAAUUCACAUGUGCAACAAUUACAAUAAGCGACCUGUCAGGUUGGGGCAAAAGGGUUGGUAGGUCACCUCUCUAAUCUUUUAUACUGUACGUGAAUGUUAGAAUUGUACCAUAUAAGAGGCCAAAAUAGUCAUUACAAGAAACUGGUUUGAAAUGAACGGAUAAAAGAGGGUUCAAAAAAUGCACCUAAAGCCAACCUUACACCUCGUUGGCAUACUAACGUGAUUCUUGAAAACGUUUUAAAGGAAGGGAUUAAUAAAGCCUGCAAGGCGUAUUUUGCUGUGUGAUCGAUUUGAACUUUCGAUUGACCGGGAGUUGGGGGAAGUCAAAAAGUGAUUCCAAGGGAGAGGUUUGCCUGCCAUCCUCAUCGGGUCGCGCGAUAACAAAAAAACGCAUGGGCGAGGAUUAAAAAGGCCAGUGGUACCAUGCCGUAGAAAAUGAUUCAUUACCAAUACAAAUUUCUUGGUGUGAUACGCAUUUUGUGCAAUUUAAGGAGGAAAAACUCAUUCAAUUAGGACUUUUUUUCUGGAGAGAAACAGAAAUUUCGUUUAUCACAAAGAUUUUGGCCACCGACGGGUUACGUAGCCACGUGACCAUAACAUUACGUGACACUAUCACGCUAUGAUUUGAUUUUGAAACGAAACUGCCUAACUUCAGCUGCCUGGAUAGACUUCUUCCAUCAAGAAUCUAAAGUAAAGGUAAGCGUCUUAUUUACCGAGAACAGAUAAAACGGUAAAUGACUAAUUGUUUUUGUUGUGCGUCAGACGUUUUUAAACAGCCUGAUUAUUACAAUAAUUCAUGGACUUUUAUAUGCACUGCGGUGAAAUUCACUCUGAAAUUGCGGAAAGAACUUAAAAUUCUACGUUGCCUUUCUUGUACAUGUUUUGUAUCCCGGGAUAGUGAUAUUUAUUUUUAUUACUUAGAGAGCUUGGAUCAACUUCUGAUCUAGAGAAUUCUAUUAAAAACAUUGCUUACUGUUCAGUGCAGGUAGUUACAAGACGAUGGCGCCCGCCAGUUGAUCGUGGUAAUCAGUAACAUGCAUGACCAUCCCUGUUAGUAUAUCUCUUUCGAUUCAAAAGUACUUAAAGAAGCUUAAUUACUUUCAUUUAGAGGCCGGAGACGAAUUCAAGUGUCAAAAGAGGCAGUUUUAUGGAACUUUUAACCUGUACAAUCAUGACAUCUGACACGGCCUGUAAUUAUGCAAAUACGCAAAAUGGCAGAUUAUAAUCUACUGUUGGUUGCAAUCCCAGAAGAUACCCGCAAGUCUGAGCCUAUAAACCAAAAAAAUAAGCUUAAAACUUUACUUUGAUAUGAUUUUUAAACCAGAUUUAGGCCGCAACUUUUGAGAUAUUUUGCCUCAAAUCUUCCUUACUUUCAAGGUUUCGAUCAAGCCUGCAAAAUAGGUAUUCUUUGAACCACUGUAACUUGAACACGUUUUGAUCAAAGAUAUUUUUAUUUAGCCUGUGAACUAUCGAAGGUUAACUAAAAAAACUGAAUCGAACAGAUUUUUUGUGCGGGCAUUCGGUUGUUUGCAACGCGCUUUUCAAAAUCCAUCAAUUUUAGUCUUCGAAACACUCUCUGAGAAGCUGAGACGGACUCAAUUCGUUUUUGGCUUGUAGCAGAGCUAAGAAUAAGAAUUUGAAAACAAAAAUAGCGAUUUUAGUAUACACCUACUAAAGCCUCUUCACUGACAAAAAAUAAAGCAAAAGUAUUUUUUGUCGCGAAAUCGAGUGGACCGCUUUUAGGGAGACUGCCUCUUAAAGUCGAGAGGAGACCAGUUUCCCGGCCGAGGUGCCCCUAAUAAAAUUAAUAAGGACGGCUAAUUUGCAGUCGCGUGAUAGCUCGAAAAUUUCUGCCUUAGUGCCACAAGAACACCAGAUUAGGAUGCGUUCUGACGAACGCGAUUAAGCUUACAUAAACUAACUUACCAGCUUACAACAAAGCCUGUCUUAAAACCAUAUAAGACCGAAUCGUACAAAUUUGUACGAUUUUGACCUGGGAAACCAUCUUGAAUAAAUUGUAAGCUGUUUGGCUACUAGGCCAAACCCAAAGGGUAUCAUGGGGAAAAACCAUCUCUGACCUCCAUUUUAUAAGUGUUUUAAGUUUGUAGACUGAAUUUUUUGGCAUUUUCAAACGAAAAAAGUUGGCCCUUUUCAUUCGUGGGAAUUUAAAUUAGACUGCUGCAAAGCCUGGUAGCUUUCCAGCAAUAAAACCCUACUUUUAGAAAAUUUUAUGUCCAAUUAAGACCAGUAUCAUUUCAUAAUUGCAAAAGAACUGAAUUAAGGGAUCAUAAACAAGAAAGAAAUCUUUAAAUUAGUCAGCAGCUGACUAAGUGGUUUAGAAUCUAGUAGUUUAGAAUCUACCUUUCCUUUGCCAUGCUGAAAAGACGAUUACUACAUCUGUGGCUCCCUUGCGGCUAAGAUAAAUUUUGUUCGUCCCUUUUUUAUCUAACAGGAACCUUCAAAACAAUAGGAUAGAAAGUCUACCUAAACAAGUGUUUGGCAAACUAUGCAAUCUGGAACAAAUGUGAGUGUAAAGGAGCCCUGAUCAAUGUCUUUUUCUUCUUUCUCAAGAAUGUCCUUUCCUUAAAUUGUAGCAACUUAUGUGAAAAAAAAACAAGAAUUUAUAACUAUUUAUAACUAUUUUAAUGUUAUAAAGAAUUCAUUUGCGAGUAACAAAUAAAACUCUUUAUAUAAAUAUAUAUAUUUAUUUAAUUUUAAAAAUAUGCAGGAUAUAAUAAGCAUGCCUGAUGUGAAUCCAAUUCACACAUAGCUCGAAAGUGUUAUGCUGCCGAACCGAUAAAUCGAAUCAGGUUAUCGAACAAUGUCCUGACUCAAUAUUUCAUACAGCGGGUACUUUAUAGGUCAAGCAAACCGGCCUCAAAUUAUUGGAAUGACGAUGUUUAAAACUCAUGAUCACAUGUAAUACUCUUCUUAACUGCAUGCUUGGUUCUCUGACAUAUUACUGUACUUGAUCCAGGCCUAUUUUCACAUCCUAAACAAAUUAAAAUAAAAAAACCAAGACAAUAAGGUGUCUUUACUUGGCCAUUCACCGUUGACUUAUGCUCUGUUACUCCACAGGGAUUUAUCCUUGAAUCAAAUAACUGAGCUACCACACGAUGUGUUUUUUAAUGUGACAAAGCUGAAGACACUGUGAGUUGAAAGAUACCAGAAGCGAUAAAGCACACCUUAAUACUGGCCAUGUUGUAGAAAACAUUUCAUUACCCCAAUCUACCCACAACCUCAACCCUGUCUUAAACCACUUCUAUAGACAUGCAAGGUACUGGUUAAAACAAAAAUAGAAGAAGAAGAAAAGAAAAGAAUAGAAAGAAAGAGAGAAAACUAAUGAAACUUUGAGGAAAAAAAAAAAAAAGCUUAAGUGUAGGCUUGUGGCCCUUGGAACCCAACUGUUGCUCUCGGGCAGCUAGAAAAUUCCAUAUUUUUAUUCAAAUUAUUAUGGUGGGCACACUCGAAUUUAAAGCUUCAGGCCACUAGGCUUCCUUCAAUUUUCCUUAGAGCACUGCCUUGGUUCCACAUGCCAUGCCAUAAUCAAGUUUUUUUUUUUUUGUCCAACACCUCAUAUAACUUAUGACCUUACCUUAACUGACUGCCUAGUUUUCUCGUCAAGGCUUUUAAGCUACACAGAAACACUAAAAAAUAAUAAUAAUAACUACUACUGACAACACACACACAAAUAAAAUGAAAUAAAACAAAAACAGUAGUAGCAAUAGUAGAAGGCGAAGGGAACAUUGACGAAAUUCCUUUCCACCCUUUACAAAUACGUUUGCCUUAAAACCAAUAGCAGUGUACUGACAAUUGCCUCUCCAAUACAAAUUGAGCAUAGCGGAUUGCUGUUGUCCGAAGUUCACGAGUUAAUAACAUGACCCAAGCUGAAAUCUUCAGUUAUUUGGAUGAGGCUGAGUAUGAUUCGGAGAAUUUUGCAAAUCGAGGAGUUUGCUAUCGGCCGAGGCGGAUAACACGCUCUGAGAUCUGAAGAUAGGUAAAUUAUGUGCGAAAGACGAUUUUAUAAUUAACUUAUUAUUCAUUUUAAAAAGAAUAAUAAUCCGUACUUUAAAACUCGUGCUAAACUAUUUCGGUUUCGCAAAAGCUAUGAAAUAAUCUGCUGUUUUUUCCAGCGCUACUAAACGGCUGAGUCCUCGUCCCCAUGGACGUUCGGUUUCGGUCAUUUUUUACAGUAAAUAGCGAUAGCCCGUAGUUUUAAUUAGAGAUCUAAAGAUUGAAGAUUUCCGGCAUCUCCCGCGAACAGCGAAUCGAGAAAGUCAAGAAGUCACGUGACGAGGGUCUUACCGUCAGGUUUGCUGUUUGAGGUUGACGUUUGUACGGCUAGAGCAACCUCAAGAAGUAAGUGAUUUACCGCAAGAUUUUUUGCACCAUAAAAAGUCACAAUCCCACAUUUGAGAAGAAAUACGACUUUCUAGAACUUUUUUUGCUCAUUGAUUAUCGAAUUCUAUUUGAGAAAAAAACUUAAUCUUAAAGACAAUUUCUGAGCUAAAAUAGAAGUUAGUGGAUGAAUGAACACUAACAUGGCAGCUUUGAGCUACUACCGGCGAAAUAAUAUGGGCAGACGGGUAACGUAAAACCGUUAACCGCAAACCGCAGUUUGCCGUUUGCAGUAGAAUGAACAAACCUCGAUCUUAAGGUCUCUAAUGACGCCAUUUUACCGGGAUCUCAAACGUCUUCCAAAUCUGAUCAACGGCUUCUUGGUUCGAAAAAUUAUCCAGGGCAUAUUUGUCAAAACAGAGAAAUAUUUUGAACGGAGUAAUGUGAGCAUGCGCAAAAACACACCUUCCAAGACAAUAGAGCCUGCCUUGGAAAACAAUCCUUUUAAUCUUUGAUUGAAAAACACACUAGGAGCGUAUAACUGUCGUUAUUAUUAUUAUUAUUAUUAUUAUUAUUAUUAUUAUUGUUAUUAUUAUUAUUAUUAUUGUUAUUAUUAUUAUUAUUAUUUCAGUGAUUUGUCCAACAACAAUAUUACUCAACUUCCCAGUAAAGUGUUUAGCAAGCUGACGAGUCUGACUCACCUGUAA
This is a messenger RNA of Porites lobata, 13734 nucleotides long. The record is from the annotation of a GenBank genome assembly. Lineage: Eukaryota; Metazoa; Cnidaria; Anthozoa; Scleractinia; Poritidae.